Vanessa atalanta (red admiral) is the source of this 1177-nucleotide messenger RNA. RefSeq names its product zinc finger protein SNAI2-like. The coding region runs from base 1 to 1140 and encodes 379 amino acids. NCBI's taxonomy places the organism in Eukaryota, Metazoa, Arthropoda, Insecta, Lepidoptera, Nymphalidae. The record is from RefSeq and is a predicted model, not a curated record. The transcript is spliced from 3 exons. Gene Ontology annotation, molecular function: DNA-binding transcription factor activity, RNA polymerase II-specific; RNA polymerase II cis-regulatory region sequence-specific DNA binding. Gene Ontology annotation, biological process: regulation of DNA-templated transcription.
AUGCCGCGCUGCUAUAUGGUGAAGAAAAGCAACCAGCGUCAUGAUGGUCCGCCCCCCUGCAGCCCGACAGAGGCCAGCGUGGCUCCGCCUUGCUACAGCCCCUCUGAGGACACGGCUGUCACAGAAGCAGGUCGUGCUGAAUAUGAGGAGCCAACAUGCAAUCCGAUGGAGCGGACGGCAGCAGACACAGAAGCAGCACAUGACCUGCUCUCGCUCGCCAACAGUCUGCCGCCGCUGCCGCUACCGCCGCCACCACCACCACCACCACCUCCCGCUCCAAUAUUCACAAUGCUGCAACCUCCCGAAACACCCAUCGUCCCCGUGUAUACCUAUACCAUACAGCCAACCAACAUUUUUAUCAUCGCUGAUGAACCCCCUGAGCCUAUCUAUCAUGUGUUACCCACGGUCGCACCCAUACCGCAGUUCGAAUAUAUGCUCGAACCGCAAUUAAGUUACCUCGCUUACCAGCCCCAGCCCCCGAUUGAACCAAUUCCCGAACGCCUGCCAGAAUCCUUGCCUCAACCCUUGCACGAAACUCUGCCCGAACCAAUGCCCCAAGCUCUUCACGAACCCCUACCCGAAACUGAGCCAGUACCACAGAUGGAGCCGGAAGUCGAACCAGAACUCGAUCCGGAACUCGAACUGGAGCCCGAAUUGAUGGAAGAAAACGCGUUGCAACAUUCAAAAGAUAAAAUGAUUAAAUACGAUUGUGACGAAUGUGGCAAACGUUACGCAACAUCGUCGAAUCUGUCAAGACACAAACAAACACAUCGCAGUCUCGACUCGCACGCGGCCAAGCGUUGCAGCGAUUGCGGCAAAGCGUACGUGUCCAUGCCCGCACUCGCGAUGCAUGUUCUCACCCACAGAAUGGGGCACGUGUGCGGCGUUUGCGGCAAGCAGUUUUCUCGGCCGUGGCUCCUCCGCGGACACUUGCGUUCACAUACCGGCGAAAGACCCUAUGACUGUCCCGUCUCUGGCUGUAGCAAAGCAUUCGCGGAUCGCUCCAAUCUACGCGCCCACCUGCAGACCCAUUCAGCAGAAAAAAAUUACGAAUGUUGUCGCUGCCACAAAACAUUUGCUCUAAAGAGCUACCUCACAAAGCAUCUGGAGACGACGUGUCUGGUCUUCAUGAACGAGUAAAACAAGCAGAAGUCUACCAAAAAUUGCAACGAAUAAC